Alnus glutinosa is the source of this 2261-nucleotide messenger RNA. Its product is annotated as heat shock cognate 70 kDa protein 2-like. Gene Ontology annotation, cellular component: cytoplasm. Gene Ontology annotation, biological process: cellular response to unfolded protein; protein refolding. The coding region runs from base 117 to 2060 and encodes 647 amino acids. Gene Ontology annotation, molecular function: misfolded protein binding; ATP binding; heat shock protein binding. The transcript has 2 exons. Lineage: Eukaryota; Viridiplantae; Streptophyta; Magnoliopsida; Fagales; Betulaceae. The record is from RefSeq and is a predicted model, not a curated record.
CUCAGCAGCCUCACUUUGUAACCCUAGCUAUUUCUCUUCUUUAUAUUUAGGCUCUCAGAUCUCUCUUUGUUUUUCCUUUUAAUAAUUUCGUCGACACAACCAAGAAACAAACAGCGAUGGCCGGAAAAGGAGAAGGCCCAGCUAUCGGAAUCGAUCUCGGGACCACGUACUCGUGCGUGGGAGUAUGGCAACACGAUCGCGUCGAGAUCAUUGCCAACGACCAGGGCAACAGAACGACGCCGUCCUACGUGGCCUUCACCGAUACGGAGCGUUUGAUAGGCGAUGCGGCCAAGAACCAGGUCGCCAUGAACCCCAUCAACACCGUCUUCGAUGCAAAGAGGUUGAUUGGCAGGAGAUACAGCGAUGCCCCAGUUCAGAGUGACAUUAAGUUGUGGCCCUUCAAGGUCAUUAAUGGCCCUGGUGAGAAGCCCAUGAUUGUGGUCAACUACAAGGGUGAGGAUAAGCAAUUUGCCGCUGAAGAAAUCUCUUCCAUGGUUCUUAUGAAGAUGCGUGAGAUUGCUGAGGCUUACUUGGGUCUCCAAAUCAAGAAUGCCGUGGUCACUGUUCCUGCGUACUUCAAUGACUCUCAGCGUCAGGCUACCAAGGACGCUGGUGUCAUUGCCGGUCUCAAUGUUAUGCGUAUAAUCAAUGAGCCUACCGCGGCGGCCAUUGCCUAUGGUCUGGACAAGAAAGCAACAAGUGUCGGCGAGAAAAAUGUCUUGAUUUUUGAUCUUGGUGGUGGUACCUUUGAUGUCUCUCUUCUCACUAUUGAAGAGGGUAUCUUUGAGGUGAAAGCCACUGCUGGUGACACCCAUCUUGGCGGUGAAGAUUUUGAUAACAGAAUGGUGAACCACUUUGUUCAGGAAUUCAAGAGAAAGAACAAGAAGGACAUCAGUGGCAACCCUAGAGCUCUUAGGAGGUUGAGGACAUCGUGUGAGAGGGCUAAGAGAACUCUCUCAUCCACUGCCCAGACAACCAUUGAAAUUGAUUCUUUAUAUGAAGGAAUUGAUUUCUACUCCACUAUUACCCGUGCCAGAUUUGAGGAGCUUAACAUGGAUCUCUUUAGGAAGUGUAUGGAACCUGUUGAGAAGUGUUUGAGGGAUGCAAAGAUGGACAAGAGCACAAUCCAUGAUGUUGUCCUUGUUGGUGGCUCAACCAGAAUUCCCAAGGUCCAGCAGCUUUUGCAGGACUUCUUCAACGGGAAGGAGCUCUGCAAGAGCAUCAAUCCUGAUGAGGCGGUUGCUUACGGUGCUGCAGUCCAAGCUGCUAUUUUGAGCGGUGAGGGCAACGAGAAGGUGCAGGAUCUACUGCUUUUGGAUGUCACCCCUCUCUCCCUUGGUCUGGAAACUGCCGGAGGUGUCAUGACUGUGUUGAUUCCCAGGAACACUACCAUCCCUACGAAGAAGGAGCAGGUGUUCUCUACCUACUCUGACAACCAGCCUGGUGUGCUGAUCCAGGUCUACGAGGGUGAGCGGACAAGGACCAGGGACAACAACUUGCUUGGUAAAUUUGAGCUUUCCGGAAUCCCUCCUGCUCCCAGGGGUGUUCCUCAGAUCACAGUGUGCUUUGACAUUGAUGCUAAUGGUAUCUUGAACGUGUCUGCGGAGGACAAGACCACCGGUCAAAAGAACAAGAUCACCAUUACCAAUGACAAGGGUAGACUCUCAAAGGACGAGAUUGAGAAGAUGGUUCAAGAGGCAGAGAAGUACAAGUCGGAGGACGAAGAGCACAAGAAGAAGGUGGAGACCAAGAAUGCCCUGGAGAACUAUGCAUACAACAUGAGGAACACUGUGAAAGAUGAGAAGAUUGGUGCCAAGCUUCCUCCAGCUGAUAAGAAGAAGAUCGAGGAUGCCAUUGAGCAGGCCAUCCAGUGGCUCGACAGCAACCAGCUAGCGGAGGCUGAUGAGUUCGAGGACAAGAUGAAGGAAUUGGAGAGCAUCUGCAACCCAAUUAUUGCCAAGAUGUACCAGGGUGCUGGAGCUGACAUGGGUGAUGGUGCGGAUGAGGAUGUUCCCGUCGGAGGCGGUGGUGCUGGCCCCAAGAUCGAGGAAGUUGACUAAACUGUUGGUCAUUUGCCAGUAUCUUAGUUUAUUUUUUUAAGCUUGAUGGAUUUUUUUUUCUCUUUAUCGGAUUUUGAAUUCCAAUUUGUGGCUUUGAAGCUAUAUUAGUAGUUUUGUUCAAAAGCCAAAAUGAUAUCUUUAUGUUACUCGUUUUUAAUAGACAGUUACAUUGAGGCAUCGUUGCCUGGACCUUAAUUUCAA